This is a messenger RNA of Hyalella azteca, 4602 nucleotides long. RefSeq lists its product as uncharacterized. The coding region runs from base 710 to 3043 and encodes 777 amino acids. The record is from RefSeq and is a predicted model, not a curated record. The transcript is spliced from 5 exons. Lineage: Eukaryota; Metazoa; Arthropoda; Malacostraca; Amphipoda; Hyalellidae.
CGGGCAGCUUUAAAUUCCAGUGAAAGCUAUAAUUGAUCAAGCAUUUAAAUUUUAAAAAUAUCCAGUUUUGAAAAUUUUAUGUUUCCCCUACACAAACUCAUUUGAUAUGGAAUGAGAUUUUGAAAAGAAGCAGUUUGCAUUGACUACGAAGUAUUGCAUAUAUUAAACCUAAACCUAUUGGUAACUUUCAAAGCUAAUGUAAUACAUUUAAUCAUAAAUAAUUUAAUAAUAAUAGCAAUAACUAAUAUGUCUCUAAUUACAUAAUAAGGAAGCAAUGCGGCUCGAUUCAAUAGAUUGCGGAGUCUAAAGUGCACAGAAAAAUGAGUGAGAAAAUUAAAAUAUUUAUAAGUUUCAACAAAUUUUAAACUUUUUCUAAAUGUCCGAUAAAAUAACGUUUAGAAAGAAAAACACCAGAAUUUUUUUCGUGCAAAAUUUUUUGUCACAUCAAUAGUGCGCGAAAAAAACUUCCUUUAAUAACCGAAACACUGAAAAGAAACAGUCUUAUUUCGUCUCAUUAAACUGUGUGACAAAAUCACUUUUGAAAUCCAAAAUACUGAAAAUAAAUUCGACAUUAAACUGUGUGACAAAAUCACUUUUGCAAUCCAAAAUACAGAAAAUAAAUUCAAACAGUUCUGUUGUUCCCAUUGAAGUUUGCGACAGAAAUACGUCCAAUAAACGAAACCCUGGACACAAACUCACCUACUUCAGCAUGACCGCGUCGUUCGUGUGCGAGACAACCUACCGCGGGUGGCGGGCGGUGGAAGGCUGCCAGUCUGCCGCUGGCAUAUCAAGACUCGUCGACGCCGUCAUCUUCGGAGACAAAACUGACAGUUGCACUGACCCAAAGCUACCGUUUGAGUCGAGCCGUGUGCAGCUGCAGUUGACUGAGCAGCAGCUCCGACUUGUGCCGCUCAAGAAGGACGAAGGUUUUGAGUCGGACUCUGACGGCUCGUCGGGCAGCCUCUGUGAUGAGCAGUGCUCUCAGAGCUCUCAGAGCUCUCAGUGCUCUCAGAGCUCUCAAGUCCAGGUAAUUCGUGAUCACGUGCUACGUCUGGACAAACUGCUUCGUCAGGAAGGAUCGUCCCCGAGCCACAAAGACAAAAUAACUCGCAUUAAUCACGUUAAUCACAACAUUAACUGCACCAGCAACAUAAACAAUCAGAACAACGUCAUGAGUGACGUAUCAGGGAGCGGUAACAUCAGCGCUGACACUGUGAGCGUCAGCAGCAGCGAUGACGUUAACGUCGCUAAGAAAGAAGACGCUGCGUCUUCCAGCAGCGGAGCUGAGAGCGAGGACGACAUUCCCGCUAAAAUUACAAACACAAGUCCAACUGCACAUAACACUAGCAAAACUUCAGCCUGUACGCACCUGCCAGCGCUCCGACAGACAAGCCAGUCACCAGAUGGAGACACCAGAGCAUCGGGGGCAACCGCAGCAACGACGUUCAUGAUGAGCGACAUCCUCUUCUGUCACAUCAGUAGCAGUCAUCCUAAAGUCGUCGUACUCGUCGCCAAAGCUUCUUUUUCUAGCCCCCUAAUGCGAGCUCAUGUUCUUGAAUGUCUCUCCCAACACGCAGCCAAGACUUUUUAUUUACACUACUACAAGGCAAAAAACAAACACAAUCUCGAGAGAUACCGAAAUACUAAAAGAAAGACUGACGUAGAUCAGUUCAUGUUAGGCGAUGAUAAAGAAAACGUUUUGUCAAAUUUCAAAACCAAUCUUGACGUCUUUGACUCGCUACGGAGCUGCGCUGUAAGGAAAGACAGUGGAACGAGCAGCACAGACGAGGCAAGCAGUCCCAGGGGGUCUGUGAGGUCAUACAAAAAUGAAAACUCAGCAUCUGAUAAUGUUAAUAUAAUUGAAGUUAAAUCCAAUGAUAGCUCUUCUUCGGAAGGCACUCAGCCAUUUAGCCUUCUUCAACGCACUGAUAAUGAGGGGAUAACACACAUCGAGAUCGAAAGCGGGCCCGCGAGUCUUUUGAACGGAAGCUCACUGCCUCCAGAUUUUAGCAGUAUCAUUAGUUUAAGUACUCCAGAAACCAAUGGAAUCGUUGCUGGAUUUGGGGGAGUAAGGAACUAUAGAAAUAUGCUAAGAACUAAUAACAAUAGCUGCCCAAGUAGCUUACUUAUUCUUGAGCGUGAGACCAUUUCUUCGGGAACCGAACACGAUCGUAAAUUCAGGCAGCGGCAGCCAGCGCUUCUAUUACGAGCUGAAGAAGAUGAGUCUGCACAGAGAAUGAUGAGAAAAGUCGAUGACGAUUCCAGAAGCAGGAGAGACCGUCACUUCUUGGAAGUAACCAAACAUCGUGAUAUCGGUAGACCUCCUUUACCACCCCCCUCGUCAUGGGCUUUACCAGACAGACCAAUACGACAUAAAACUGUCACACGAGUGAUAGAGUACCGAGACCCAGUUCCUACAAAGAAUAAGUCAAACAUGUCUCCAGCUCCAACACCACCUCCGCGUCGACAUCCACAUGACUCUUCUUUGCUGUUGGUACCAACGAAAAGUGGUCAGGAGUCCAAGAGGUCGUACUACCCCAAAGAAUCUCACAUCGUUCGUGGCAACAAAGUGGUUCGCGUUGACUUCCCUACUGUUCCAGUAUGGAACCAUAGACCGGAUCCAAACAACAACGCCCGUCAGUAUCUGCACUACACCGGAGGCUGGGCACAUGAAUAUCAUUCUCCUAGAAUGCGGGAAGCCGUUCUCACCUCGGAGCUCAGGAGACGGUCUAGGUCGAAAAGCCCGGCCAGGAAGCCUGUCACCAAUCGCUAUCUUGACGUUGUCUCAACUUUCAAUAUCUCGCAAAAAUUACGCGAAAUUUCUGAGGCUGUUUUUUCUAACAAGAGAAGUCAGGGAAAUAGUAUCGUCGAUUCCUUACCACCUGUAAGGGGGAAUAGGACGGGUGUAAAAAGCUCCACAACCACUGGAGAAAAGGAAUCCCUCCGACCAGUCAUUAAAAAAGGAAACCAAAAACAAACCGAAGGCGAUAACAGGAGAGUAACUUUUAGCGCCUAUGCUACAGUUCAACUUAUGAACUCAUGAUGAAAUAUGGCUGCAGGAACGCGUUUUCAGUUUAAAGAGUAAAUCAGUUGUUUAAUUACGGGUGAUGAAUAACAAUGAAUAUCUUAAGUGAGUUCAGAGUUACUUAUUUUUAUCUUCCGCUGAUGUAAAAAAAAAACCCUGCUGUGUUCUAUGUUUCCAAUAAAUGCGUUUUGCUCGUAGUUCACAUUUGAGAUAACGUUCAAAAUACCAUGCUUUUUUAGCUCUUAGUCAAUAACUGAUAAUAAGGAAGUUCUACUAAAUUUAUUUUUCUUCGUAAUUUUGUUCACUGCUAAAAAUAUACUAUAUGUUUCAUUGUUAUUUACCUUUUCAAGACAUUAUUCGUCUGGAAAAUGACACACAAUUAUGAGUAACUGUGAACCACAAUCACAUAUCAUUUCUCAAUUCCUGAUGAUGAGUCCAUACCACAUUAUAACAUUCUAACGUUUGAUUAAUCAUUUUAACAUAGGUUCGAAUUUGUUCUUUAUGAAUAUAUCAACUCAAUGAGUUCUGCAUUCGUGGCCUAAUUAAUUAUUUUAAUAAAUUAUAACUACAAACUGUUCGUAAAGUUUUCUGGGUUAUUUCCAGCCGCACUUCUUAUUUAAGUAAGUCCACUCACUGACACCCGCUGUUACCAUCAAGUUGAUGUAAGUCGAUUCGAAAUAUUAUGAGCGGUGUUCAAUUGGAAAAUGCUCGCACCCAGAAACGAACUGUACCAUUGACAUAUUUUCAGAAUUGCGUAAUUUAUUUUAAGAAAUAUUUUACCCAUUCUUGGCUUGCACGGUGCACACACCGAAGGAUCAUCAGACAGACACCGGGCGCAACGAACUCGAGUGGACAACACAAUUUUUGUAAAAUUUCUGGCGAUGUGUGGUUUCGCCAAAAUUAUUUUAUUAUUUUAUUAAACUUGGUGCAAAAAUUAUGUGGCAAAGUACAUGCCGAAUCCCAACAGGCAACUGACAUUGAAAUUAUUUUUAUAUAAAAAUGUGUUACAAAGAAAUUAACUCAUAAUCAACGGUGUUACAACAUCAUUUGUGUUGAAGGAUAUGACUGACGUAAUUACGAUUAAUCAAGUGAUAAUUAAGGAGGUAACUCCAUUAUAUACUGUUCCCAAUUGAGUAUUAGGUACGCAUUUACUGGAGUACCUAUAUGCUAUGUUUUCAUCUAGUCUACAUUAAGUAUAUAACCUGUUGUUUGCUUGUAAAUACUCUUGCUUGCUACUUAUAAUAUGUUUCUGUAAAUCAAUUGUUUUCUUCAAGAAAUAUAUCCUAGUAAAUGAAUUAGUCCCAGACUAGCUGAAUAUUUUUGUCGUAAUUCAAACUCUUAUAAAUGUUUCUUGUUUUUUUAAGAAUAGAAAUUUGUUUGUUUUAACUUGAAUGGAAUGCAUGAAGCUUUUUAUUUCAGUUAAAUUUUUCGAAAUUCAUGAAUAUUUUAUUUCAGCGCUAUCUUAUGUUCUAAUCAAUCGCAAAACAAUAAAAACGUAAACUUUGUCUUCUCCUUUACGACAGACAACAUCGUAUUACAAAGCCUUCGAACCGCUAAAAUAUAUUCUUCAGAUAUAA